Hevea brasiliensis (rubber tree) is the source of this 2174-nucleotide messenger RNA. Its product is annotated as mechanosensitive ion channel protein 10-like. The transcript has 5 exons. Gene Ontology annotation, biological process: monoatomic anion transport; transmembrane transport; detection of mechanical stimulus. The record is from RefSeq and is a predicted model, not a curated record. Gene Ontology annotation, molecular function: mechanosensitive monoatomic ion channel activity. Gene Ontology annotation, cellular component: plasma membrane. The coding region runs from base 264 to 2033 and encodes 589 amino acids. Lineage: Eukaryota; Viridiplantae; Streptophyta; Magnoliopsida; Malpighiales; Euphorbiaceae.
GUAUCAACCUUGUCUCCCUUCUCCACCUCCAUAACACUUGUGCAAAUUAAGCAUUUCUCCUAGCUUUCUCAUGAUUUUCCUGUACUUGCCUUAAUCACCCACAUACUUAAUGUUUAUUUUCUCUGCAAAUUAAUCCAUUUAAUUUCCUUUUGGGAGGGAAAAGUUCUACUUUUACCCGGAAAAGUUUAAUUUCCAACCUUUCUCCGAAUUGUGAGUUUUUCCUUUUGGUAAACAAAGAGCCCUACAGGGUUUCGACUAAAAGCAUGUCAGAGGGAACCAAUGAUGUUAAUAUCGACGUCUCAGAUCAGUCGAAUGGAUCUCCAGGAAUAACUAAGGUUGAUGAAAAGCACGAAAUGAUGGAAAAUACGUUGAUCUUUAUUGAAUCAACUGCUUUUGUCUGCAUUACGGGGCUCUUAAUCGCUACCUUGAUUGUGGAUAGAUUGCGGGAUACCAGGAUUUGGGAUUUUGAGAUGUGGAAAUGGUGUUGCUUAAUAUUGGCUGUUCUGUGUGGUAGACUUCUAGGGUACCUGUUCACGGAGGCUCAAGUUAAGUUGAUUUGGAAGAUCUGUUCACGGAGGCCCUGGAUUGAGAGAGCAAUUUACUUCGCGUAUGGAGUAAAGAAGAGCAUCAUUGUUUUUAUAUGGCUGGGUUUGGUUUUCCUAGCUUGGGCUCUUCUGUUUGACAGUGGGGUUAAGCGAAGCAAGGAAGUAAGAAAGAUUCUAAAUGAUGUUACUAGAGGUCUUGCUGGUUGUCUCAUUGGUAUUGCUAUAUGGUUAGUGAAAACAUUGUUAGUCAAGCUUGUAGCUUCUUUCCAUGUGAAGACUUUAUUUGAAAGGAUUAAGGAAGCAAACUGCAAUCGUAAGAUCCUUGAAGCUGUUUCAAAUAAAAAAAAGGACUCCGAAGAAGACACAAGCGAGUUGUUAAAUGCGAUUCGGGUUAAAAAGCUGCCACGUCUCUGCUGUGGUGAGAAUGGACGAAUCAAAAUGGAAGAUGAGGAAGGAGCCAAAAAAGCUGCUAAUGAGAUUUUCAAGGAACUCGUAGUUCCUAAUGAUCAAAAGUAUAUGGACUUGAAUAUCCUAUUGGACCUCGUGAAACAUAAAGAAGAAUGUCCCGAUUGUCAAGUGGCAAAGGAAACGUGUGAACAUUUCCGAGCGGUAGCAGAAGAUAAAACGGGCAGAAAUGAACAGAACAAUCAAUCUGACUUCAGGAACUGGGUUACUCAAAGGUUAAAUGGUGAUCGAGAAGCUGUAGCAGGAGAUAAAAAGAUAAAGAAAUCAGUCUUUAGAAAUUGGGUGGUUAAGGUUUACAAGGACUAUGAAUCUGUGAACAGCGCCUUGAAAUACAGAAAAACAGCAGUUGACGAGUUGAACAAGCUUGCUUCUGUCGUGGUGCUUUUCGUAAUCAUUAUUGUGUGGUUACUUUUCAUGGAAUUUUUAACCACCAAAAUAGUUGUCUUCAUGACUUCUCAACUUUUACUGGUGGUUUUCAUGUUCGGUAACACUGUCAAGACUGUAUUUGAAGCCAUCAUAUUUGUGUUUGUGAUGCACCCAUUUGAUGUUGGCGAUCGCUGUCUUAUUGAUGGCAUACAGAUGACUGUUGAUGAGAUGGAAAUAUUAACUACAACCUUUUUGAGAUUUGAUAAUGCAAGAAUAUACUAUCCGAAUUCAGUUUUAUCUACCAAAUCUAUCUGCAACUUCUACAGAAGCCCGCCAAUGAUGGAUUCAGUGGAAUUUGCUAUUGAUCUUCAUACUAGAGAUGAAAAAAUUACAAAGCUGCAAAAUAUAAUAAAAAAGUACUUGGAGAGCAAUCCUAGACGCUGGCGAUCGGACCACAGCUUGCAAUUCAAGGAGAUAGAGGAUAUGAAUAAAAUGAAAGUGAUUCUCUAUUUUAGUCACACCAUAAACUUUCAUGAUGCUGCAAAGAGAGGCAAACGAAGAUCUGAGCUAGUGUUGCAUAUGAGGAUAAUUUUUGAAGUUCUUGGGAUUGAAUAUCAUCUCUUGCCUCAACAGGUUCACCUUAAGCAGUUAAUAUAAUGGGUCUAUGGCCUCUGCACUUCCACCUCCUUAAUGAUAAUUCAUUAAUGGACUUACUUCGUUUGAAAUAAGUUCACCUUCCCUUCUAUCCCUUCCAAUGUUAGAAGCCUUCAGUUCUUCUUUGAUUAUGUACUUCCUUUU